Arabidopsis thaliana (thale cress) is the source of this 700-nucleotide messenger RNA. Its product is annotated as Polyketide cyclase/dehydrase and lipid transport superfamily protein. The record is from RefSeq and is marked reviewed. Gene Ontology annotation, biological process: defense response. The coding region runs from base 27 to 521 and encodes 164 amino acids. The transcript has 2 exons. Lineage: Eukaryota; Viridiplantae; Streptophyta; Magnoliopsida; Brassicales; Brassicaceae.
GUGGAAACCACACUAGUGAAAGAGAUAUGGCAGAGACUACAAAGGAGAUGCCAAAAUCUUCUCUAUGGGGAGAGGUUGAGGUAGAAGUUGACAUCAAAUCUCCUGCUGAAAAAUUCUACCAAGUGUAUGUAGGAAGACCAGACCAUGUCGCUAAAGCCACUUCUAGCAAAGUGCAAGCAUGUGAUCUGCUUGAAGGGGAAUGGGGCACCAUAAGCAGUAUUGUCAACUGGAACUACGUUUAUGCGGGCAAGGCAAAGGUGGCAAAAGAGAGAAUCGAAUUAGUAGAACCGGAGAAGAAACUAAUAAAGUUUAGGGUCAUAGAAGGAGAUGUUUUGGCUGUGUACAAGAACUUCUUUAUCACGAUUUCAGUGACCCCGAAGGAAGGAGGGGUUGGAAGUGUGGCGAAAUGGCACCUUGAGUACGAGAAGAAUGAUGUGAAUGUGCCUGACCCCGAGAAUUUUCUCCCUUUCUUAGCUGAGAUGACUAAAGAGAUCGAUGAACACCUCUUAUCCGAGGAAUAGACAUACUCUAAGUCUUGUUGAUAUCUAUUUCUCUUGCUCUGGCUAGAUUAAAGAUGAAAUAAAGUUUGUGUUGAUUGGUUAAUGAUAUGUCAUGGUGUUUGGAUAUUUGAUGUUAAGUUUUUUUUUGUAAGUUGCAAUUUGUAACUUUUGAAUAAAUGUUUUGAAUAAUAAUAAUGAAA